Oldenlandia corymbosa var. corymbosa is the source of this 1161-nucleotide messenger RNA. Lineage: Eukaryota; Viridiplantae; Streptophyta; Magnoliopsida; Gentianales; Rubiaceae. The record is from the annotation of a GenBank genome assembly.
AUUUGAGGAGUUUGAGCAAGAGCAGCAUCAAAGAAAAAGGAUCGGAAGUGUGGUGAUUGCUGAACUUUCGGUUUUCGCGCAGAACCGCCAUGGAUUUUUCAGGUCUCACUGAGGCUUUAGCAUCGCAAUCUUACGGAAACGUCGCUGAUAUCUGCGACAAUCUCAUGCUUCGGGUUGCUUCUCAGGGCGAAGCAUAUGAAGAUGAAUGGCCGUACGCGAUUCAUCUCCUAGGGCAUAUUUAUGUCAAUGACAUUAACAGUGCAAGGUUUCUGUGGAAAUCUAUUCCUGUGACGGUCAAGGAGAGCCGCCCUGAAGUGGUGGCAGCUUGGAAGAUUGGUCAGAAUCUCUGGACCAAGGAUUAUGCCGGAGUUCACCAAGCUAUUCGCGAGUAUAACUGGAGCCCUGAGGUUCAGGGAAUUGUUACCUCAUUCUCAGAACUAUACACGAAGAGAAUGUUUGACCUCCUGGUUUCUGCAUAUUCAACUAUAAGCAUACAAGAUGCAGCGCUUUUCCUUGGAAUGAAUGAGGGUGAUGCUGCGAAAUAUGUGGUGGAACGUGGUUGGAUUGUGGAUACCACUUCUCAAAUGUUGACAGUGAAGAAGCAGGAGCUUGCAGUCGAGCAAAAGCUAGAUCCAAGCAACUUGCAACGCUUGACAGAAUAUGUGUUCCACCUUGAGCACUGAUUUCCCCAAGUCUAAAGUACAAUCUUUCUUGUUAGUUCCAAUAUGAUGUGGGAAAAGGUGGAGGCUUUGUAAGUUCCAUUUGCGGAAAUUGAGAGUUGUUGAUAACUUCUUAUUGCUGAACUUCCCGGGAGGAUAUUGUUAAUGGCAAACUAGCUUAUUCCAUACGUGGAUAGCAUUAACGUAGGCAAAAUGUAGGUACAGCUUUGACUGGGGAGCAUCAUUUUGAACUUAAUGUCUCGAUUUUCUUGAUCAUGUUCUCUCGUGCCUUUCUUUUUCCUUUUUUCCUGGUAACUUAUUGUUUGAUCACGUAAAAGGUCCGCGUUAAGAAAGAAAGGCAGAAUUCUUGCCCUUUUUAUGUUUGUUUCUUUUCCUCCUUCCUUACCGGAAAAGAAGAAGCUUAUCAUAGAGUCGAAGGUGAGAGGCAGCUCAUACGAAGCUUCAAGAUAGGUGGGUUUUUGAUUGACCCACAGGGAACGUA